Molecule: messenger RNA, 1401 nt
Organism: Camellia sinensis
Lineage: Eukaryota; Viridiplantae; Streptophyta; Magnoliopsida; Ericales; Theaceae
Source: RefSeq, a predicted model, not a curated record
UGCUUGUCUAUCAUUCUCUAUAUCUCCCCUUCUCUAUGGUUCAUUAUUAUUACAUCCCCUCUCUCUCCCCUCCUCUACUUUUCGUUACUCACAUUCUCUCCAUUCUUUAUUGCUCUAUAGGGUCACCUUCACUGACUCCUCUCUCUCCUCUCUCUAUCUCUGUCGCUCUGCUCGAUAGGAACCCAAACAGAGAACCUUCCCUCAAACCCACCUCCUCAUCUUUCCCACACCCGUAAUCUCUCUCUCUCUCUCUCUCUCUCUCUCUCUCUGUGAAUUUCUGAAAUGGACAGUCCAAGUAUGGAGAAAUCUGGGUCUCAAAUUCCACACACGAUCUCACCAUCUACUAGUAGAAGAACAAAAAGAAGAAGCACCGACUCAAACUCGCCCGAUUUCGAGUUCUGGAUGGUCCGAAACCCCUCUUUCCCCUCUCCCGACGAAUUGUUCGUCGACGGCGUCCUCCUCCCUCUCCACCUCCUCCACCUCCACCACGAUGACCCACCCGAACCAGACCCGUCUCCAAAUCCUGAAGAACCCGCCUCCGAAACCGGUACAGGACCCGAAUUAGCUGCGGCGAUGGACCCAUCAACCGCCGCAUUGACUGGUUCUAAGCGGUGGAGAGACAUAUUCAAGAAGACCGAUCGAAAGAGCGAAGACAAAGAGAAAGAGAGAGAGAAAGAGAAGAGAAAAGAGAGAAAGGCUAAUACUGGUGGUGGUGGUGGUGGAGUGACUUCGGCGGAGCUGAAUAUUAAUCUAUGGCCUUUCUCCCGGAGUAGAUCCGCCGGGAACAGCGGCGUUAGGCCGAAGAUGGGUGGCGGGUCGGCGGUGACCCGAAAAGUGAGUAGCGCACCGUGUUCAAGGAGUAACUCAGCGGGUGAGUCGAAGUCUAGAAAAUGGCCGAGUAGUCCCAGUCGAGGUGGGGUCCACUUGGGUCGGAGCAGCCCGGUUUGGCAUGUCCGCCGUAGCGGGCGGAGUUCCGACCCGGCGGUGGUUCGGAAUGCCGCCGAAAAGGCUGUUAUGGAAACUCGCCGGAAAAAAAUUCCCUCCGCCACAGCCGCCAACGGUAAUGGUGGCGGUGGCGGUGGCGACAGUGGUGGAGGUGGGUCUAAAGCAAGGGUUUUGAGUUUGAAUGUGCCGAUGUGUAUUGGGUACAAGCAGCAUUUAAGUUGUAGAAGCGAUGAGAGCAGUGCGGUUAGCGUCACCUCCUCUGCCGCCGUGGGCGGCGGAGCUAGCGGUGGUCAGAGUGGUGGAAGUGGCUCCGGUGGCGGUGGUGGACGUGCCGGUAAUUUGUUUAAUCUGCGUGGUCUCUUCAGUAAGAAAGUGUAUUAACUCCUUUUUAAUGUUAAUGUGGCCUUAAAAUAUUUGAUUAAUAUUUUAAAUUUUGAAUUUUUUAUAUUGUUUUUG